AUGGAUCGUGUCGUGCCACUAGCCAUCUCGCUCUUCGCGUUCUUCUUUCUGAACUUUUCACAGGCAGAAAAAGAACCGCAGACAGUCAUUCUCGUGUCCAUGGACGGAAUGCCAUGGAAUCUGAUUAGCGGGGAGUUUGCAAAAACACCAAACCUCGACAGAGUCGCGAAAAAUGGGGUGACAGCAAAGUACAUCAAGACAGUAGUCCCGAGCAAAACAUGGCCGACGCACGUAUCAUUCGUCACUGGUUUGUAUCCUGAGUCACACGGGUUGGUUUCCAACAAGUUUUGGGAUCCAGUUUACGAUGAAACGUUUAUCCUGGAGUAUGACUGUACGACUUUUGACCCAAAAUUUUACAACGAAUCCGAACCUAUAUGGCUGACACUGGAGCGUUCAAAGAAAAACAAAGGCCGCAGUGGAGUGUACUUUUGGCCGGGCUUUGGCGGCUGGAAACCAAUUCCCAGCUUCUACAGACACCCGAUUUGUAAGCUGAACUGUAGCGCUGUUGAUCCUAAAGACCUCCCUAGCCUACGCAACAAGACGCGAAGCUCGUUUCCACCCUACGAGCACUGCUAUCCCGACUUUUUUAACGAAACUGAGACAUUUCCUCGUCGAGUCGACCGUGUCAUUAGCUGGCUAAAAUCUGAUGAUCCUCCUCGCUUUGUCGCGUUGUAUAUUGAUGCACCGGAUUGGAAAGGUCAUUCGGGCGGCGCUUUGUCCAAAGUCUACAAAGACUCCAUUGAAGAAGUGGACCGGGAUGCUGUGGGUUAUCUCAUGGACCAGCUUAAGAAUGUGUCGUUAAUUGACAAAGUGAACGUGAUCUUCGUAAGCGAUCAUGGCAUGGUGAACGCAUCUUCAGAACGAGUGAUCGUUUUGGAAAACUACAUCGACCCGUCAACAUACCGACUGGUAGAGGGUGGAACCAUUGGGCACAUCUGGCCAAAUGAGGGCAUGUUAGACGAAAUCUACAACAACCUGACGAAACCCAACACUCCUGAUCACUUAGCUGUGUACAAAAAGGCAGAUAUCCCUGACGAAUACCACUGGAAACACAAUCGGCGUAUUCCGCCCCUUUACCUUGAGCCAGACCCCGGGUGGACUUUAGCCAAGACCAACGCUUCCGUCAGACAAGGAACAUGGGUCCGAGGGGAUCACGGCUGGCCACCACAGAAAUCGAAGACGCAUUCUAUUUUAUUCGCCCAAGGGCCUGCAUUCAAAGUGGGUUACGAGAUAGAGCCCUUCUCUAUUCUUGAUCUUUAUCCAAUGAUGUGCGAUUUACUGGGUAUAGAACCUCGCCCUAACAACGGAACCAUGGCAACUGUGAAGAAGAUGUACAAAGACGAGCCUGACGACGAGCCUGACGGGGAGAAACCGACCGCUGGUCAAUGGAGCGUGAUCACGUGGUCAUCUCGUGCUUUAGUUGCCGCAGGUGCUGUUGCUGUUAUGAUGGUGUUGUGACAUUUCUUCUAAGUUUGUUGUCGUUUGUUCAUUUCUAAGCUUUAGUUCGCAUACUGGACAGUAUGAAGUACAGAGAUGUGAAUAGGUUACUCUUUUCUAGGGCCUGGAGUACAUUGUAUAAAACUUGCUAUUUAGCAGCCAUGAUUGUUAAUUGAGUGUUAACUUGUUAAUCCUUAUUCAUAACAAGCAUUCAUUGCAGAGAAACUUGUAUUAAGCGCGCGGAAAACCGUUUCGGUAGGUCCUGAACUUCUCCAUUUAAAAGUUUCUUGUUAAACGAACCGCCUGUAUUUAGCAGACACCCACGGGUGUUAAAGGAGCUGUGCCAUAAGAUGUAUCAAAAUGCAGACAGUUGGGAUCGCCAGCAAAUUGAGUUGAACAUGUACUGUGUAACUGCUCAAAACAGUAAAAUAAGUUAUAAAUAAAACAGUAGAUAUAAAAGUAGGCGACAAACUUGAAGAAGAUCGAAACGGAUUGCGACUGUGGUUUUUUAAAACUUUAAAAAGUUUAUCUCGUUGUUUGUAACGUUUGAAAAAUGCUCAGGAGACAUUUUUGUCCGACAAGAAGCUGUGAUUUUGUCUGAUUUAUAAGUAAUUUUUCAAGUUCAAUUAUUAGCAAAAUGAAAAAGAAAGCCGUGACAAAGUCCUUUUUAGCGGACACUAGAGAAUUCUGAUUGCUUUCACCAGGACUUUUUAGAAGCUUGUUUUUUAAAAUGGCACUAUACUUUAGAAUGUAACAUUUUAUUAAAAUGUGAAACAACGAUUAUGAGGCUAGCUGCUAAGCUAAGCAGUUGUUAUCAUUUUGUUGUCUUAGUUUCUACUGAUGAAGCCCAGGAUUCGAGGAACCUUUUAAAAAUAACUUGCAUUUUUUGUUUUUUUUUUUAUUGACGACUUUUAAUGAAUUUUUUGCCAUGCCUGAAAGGACGCAGUCGUUUCGUGCGAAUACUCUGAACUAAAAUAUAAAUUUUCUCUUUUGAAUGGAGGUAGAGCGAAAUUUAAAGCUUGUGUCAACACGGCGGCGGAGAGGUAGCCUAUCGCGUAAUAUUGGGUGACUGCGUUAUAUCGCGUUACUACCCAGGGUCUGAGGGAUCGCGAGAGUGCAUUACGUCACGAACUCUGCCUCACUAGACACCAAACGCUCGAGGGUCCUCGAGCCUUUUCAAGAGUAUACAAAUGGGGACAACAACUAGUAUUUGCCCUGUAAUUUGCUUCGUUUUCUUUUGCAUUUUCAACGGCAUCUCUUCCAAAGAAGAGAAACGAGCGAACAAAGACACCGUGAUUAUGGUCUCCCUGGAUGGCAUGGGAUGGCAGUUCAUCAGUGGACAGUUUGCCGGUACUCCAAACUUAGAUGCAGUGGGUAGGAACGGAGUUCGAGCUAAGCAUACUUUCAAUGUUGUCCCAACAAAAACUUGGCCCACUCACCACUCCUACCUAACAGGUCUUUACCCAGAAAGCCACGGUAUUGUCUCCAACAAGUUCUGGGAUCCACUUUACCAAGAGAUGUAUAUUUACGAUUACGACUGUUCGUCGAAGGAUCCCAAGUUCUAUAAGGCUGCCGAACCGAUCUGGCUGACGCUACAGAAACAAGGAGGAAAGAGCGGGUUAUAUUUCUGGCCCGGAGAGGAAGGCUACACCGAAAAACCCACGUACUAUGAGAAACCCUUUUGCCUUGUGAAUUGCAGUGCAAUUGAUCCAAAGGAUCUGCCUAAAUACAGGAACAGAACACGCCCCCGGGGGGGACUCCCUUAUGAAACAGACGGGGAUGCUCGUCGUCUCGCUUAGGGGUGUAAAUUUUGGAUUUUGGUCUCGCUUAGGGUGUUCCGGGCAAAGCGCCAAUAUUUUAAGCCGCCAGGGUCUCGUUUAGGGUUCCGCGAAGAACUUGAGAUUUAUAUAUGACAAUGCUUUUAAAAACUACUUUUAGAUAAAAGCAUUCGAUGAUUAGUCUUUAUAUCAUUAAAACUUGUUGCAUGUCGUAUUUGUAUGUUUUUAAGCGGUCUCUUUUAGGGGUCAAAAUUUGCUUAAGCCACGCCCAGAUUGGUCUCCUUUAGGGGUCACAAAAAGCUUGAGCCACGCCCAGAUGGUCUCCUUUAGGGGUUAAAUUCAAAAUUUCCGACGAGCAUCCGCGUCUGUUUCAUAUGGGAGGUCCCCCCCGGGAACACGCCCCACAUGGCCGAGUUACAUCCACUGUUUUCCUAAUUACACUGAGCCAUUCAAAAGCCGGUUGGAUAAGGUAAUUAACUGGUUAAAAUCUAAGGAACCACCCCAGUUUGUAGGGGUGUAUAUUGAUCACCCAGACUGGGAGGGUCAUGACUACGGCUCGCAUUCCAAACAGUAUAAGGAAGCCAUUGAGAAGGUUGAUCGAGAGGUCGUUGGUUAUCUGACUAAGCGCUUGCGUGAUGUUAACCUCAUUGAUAACGUCAAUUUAAUCUUUGUCAGCGAUCACAGCUUUAAUAACAUUUCUUCGGCCCGUCAAAUAUUUUUAGAUGAUUAUCUCGACCGAUCCGCGUACAUGAUGACAGAAACAACAGCUCUGGGACAUAUCUGGCCAAACGAUGAGAAACAGGAGGAAAUAUUUGAAAAUCUCACAAAGGUAAAGAACCCACACAUGAAAAUUUACAAGAAACAAGACAUCCCCGAAUCAUUCCACUGGAACCACAAUCGCAGAAUACCCCCCAUAUUCAUUGAUCCCGAGUUGGGUUGGUCUGUCACACAAUCCCGCGGGAACCCAAACACAUCGUGGGUCUGCGGGACACAUGGUUGGCCACCGCAGGAAAAUCAAAGCUAUCCGAUCUCUUUCGCACAAGGUCCUGCUUUUAAGAAGGGUUUCGAAGUUCAGCCGUUUAAUAUAGUUGAUUUAUAUCCUUUGAUGUGCCAUGUGCUCGGAAUUCAACCACAACCAAAUAACGGCUCAUUUGAAAAUGUUCGAGUUAUGCUGCGAGAGAGU
Messenger RNA from Porites lobata, 4398 nucleotides. NCBI's taxonomy places the organism in Eukaryota, Metazoa, Cnidaria, Anthozoa, Scleractinia, Poritidae. The record is from the annotation of a GenBank genome assembly.